Molecule: messenger RNA, 4891 nt
Organism: Myotis daubentonii (Daubenton's bat)
Lineage: Eukaryota; Metazoa; Chordata; Mammalia; Chiroptera; Vespertilionidae
Gene: ACKR2
Product: atypical chemokine receptor 2
Exons: 4
Coding region: 825-2081 (418 amino acids)
Biological process (GO): cell chemotaxis; positive regulation of cytosolic calcium ion concentration; calcium-mediated signaling
Cellular component (GO): membrane; external side of plasma membrane
Molecular function (GO): C-C chemokine binding; C-C chemokine receptor activity
Source: RefSeq, a predicted model, not a curated record
AAAAAGCAAAAACAGUUGGGGAAAGAUAAGAAAAUGUUUCUUCUACUGCAGCAGCUCCCUGAACAGUCGGGCUCUAAAACUGCUUAGGUUUCAUUAACUGAAAUAAGCUUUGGGAGGAGGGGUUGCCUGUGAUUUAUCAACGUCACAAACAUUUCCUGAUAGGAACCAGGAAAACAGGGAGCAAUGUGGGGUCCCAGGGAGCACGGGGAACAGGCGGGGCUCACAUCUCCCAGGGAGCGGGAGACGCCAUGUCAAUCAGGAGGAGUUGGGGCAGGGCCACCCUGCUGGAGACCGGACAAGGCCACUGUCUUCCAGCUAGACUCUGUGAUUCUACAAAUCUGGGGAGGUUGGUGCAGCAGAAAACCGAUGAGAUAUACCGAAACGUUCCCAAGGUUAUUCCGGAAUGGGGGGAGAGGGAGUGUAAGAUUAUGGGGCAUAUUUUUUUCUUGUAUUUGCAUAUUUUAUAAUGAGCCUAUAUUACUAUUGUAAUCAGGAAAGAUACAUGGUAAAAAGGAAAGAGAGAAAGAGAGUGUGGGGUCAGUGGUCCAGGACUCAGUCAGUGGUCAGGGUUAGAGUCAGCUCUGCUAGCUUGCAGCGUACCCCCCCUCCUCACCCCUGCUUCUUGUGAAACCAGGGAGGUGACCCCGUGCAGCCUCUUCACAAAGGAGCAGGAAGACUUUCGAGGAUUGGAAUAUAAGAGCCUCAGGAGGUACUGAGCCCCAGCGCAUUGGACAUGAUGUUUCUGCUCUGGAGCACACAACAAGAUGGAACCUAGUCUUGCUUCAUGACAGACUGGCAUCACUGCUUCGUCGCUCCAGGAGGGGAUGUCUCCUCCCAACAUGGCCACCUCCCCUCAGCCACUCACCACCAAGGUCGCCAGUUCCGAGAACAGCAGCGCCUUCUACGACUACGAGUACUACUUGGACCAAGCGGCCUUCAUGCCCUGCAUGAAGGACGAGGUGCUGGCCUUUGCCAAAGUCUUCCUGCCGGUCUUCUACAGCCUGGUCUUUGUGCUGGGCCUGAGCGGGAACCUCCUGCUCCUAGUGGUCUUGCUCCGGUACGUGCCUCGCCGGAGGAUGACUGAGGUCUACCUGCUGAACCUGGCCAUCUCCAACCUCCUGUUUGUGGUGACCCUGCCCUUCUGGAUCACCACCGUGGCCUGGCAUUGGGUCUUCGGGAAUUUCUUGUGCAAGAUGGUGAGCGCUCUCUAUACCAUCAACCUCUACAGUGGCAUCUUCUUCAUUAGCUGCAUGAGCCUGGACAAGUACCUGCAGAUCGUCCACGCUCAGCCCCACCACGGGCUGAGGACCCGGGCCAAGCGCUGGCUCCUGGCUGUCAUCGUGUGGGCGGUGGCCUUGGCUGUCUCCAUCCCUGACAUGGUCUUUGUGCGGAUCCAUGAAAACCACGAGGGUGUGUGGAACUGCCAUGCGGAUUUCGGGGGGCAUGGGACCGUCUGGAAGCUCGUACUCCGCUUCCAGCAGAACAUCCUGGGGUUUAUCCUUCCACUCUUCGCCAUGAUCUUCUUCUACUCCCGAAUCGGCUCCGCCCUGGUCAGGCUGAGGCCCCCAGGCCAGGGCCGGGCUCUAAAGGUAACCGUCUCCCUCGUGGUGGCCUUCUUUGUGCUGUGGUUCCCGUACAACCUCAUCCUGUUCCUGCACUCGCUCAUGGACCUGAGAGUCUUUGGGGACUGCGAAACCAGCAACUACCUGGAUUAUGCGCUGCAGGUCACAGAGAGCAUCGCCUUCCUUCACUGCUGCUUCACACCCAUCCUCUACGCCUUCUCCAUCCGCUGCUUCUGCCAGUACCUAAAGGCUUUCUUGGCCGAGUUGUUUGGACGGCGCCAGGGACCAUGCCCUGCCCAGGCCCCACUGUCCAGCUGUUGUGAGAGUAGCGGCCUCACUGUCCAAGAAGAAAUGACCAGCAUGAAUGACCUUGAGGAGGGGCAGGCUGAGGACUCCCCCAACAAGGGGGCUGUCGGGGGAAAUAAAGCCUCAGCGGCCACGCCACAGUCCGGUGAGAGCGGAGGGGACCCAGCUCAGCUGGGCAUCCACCCAGCGUCUUCUCUCCAAGGGCCCCCGUGACCACGCUGCUCAGCCCAGAGCUCAGUUCUCAACCCUCAGCAGCACCCGCUCACUCCUUCCAGGACAUCAUACUCCCUGAUCUGCUGCAGUGGUUGCCCAACUGACCUCGGUCUGCACCCGGCAGCCAGAGUGAUUGCAACACCUUCGGCCUUCACUGCCAUCUCCCUCCCAGAAGCCUGCGGCCUCCCACUCACCAGGCCGCUCCUGGCCCUCUCAUUCAGCUGGGGAAAUCCCGGUGGUGUUUUGUUUAAUGCUGCAGCCUUGGUGGUGGCUCCGGAGCCUGGCAAUCCGGAGAUGCAGCACCUGGGGACCUGCCUACAGGGAAAGGCAGGCGCCGCUCAAUCCAGGAGCAAGGCUGCCCCCCCCCCACCCUGGGAAGUGUGGCGAGGGCAUUCACGGCAGUUACUACCUAGGAAAACACCUCUUUUCUUCCCGGGGUGCCUGGAAUUCCACCAGUGGCACAUCAUCCCCCACUGGCUUUGUUAUAAGCUUUCCUCACAGAAUACACAUCGCGGGCUUUUCUCUGAGGGAGAGAAAAACUGGUGCAGAAAUGAGAGCUGCUGGGUCAGGACAGGUCUCAGUCUUCCUACUGCCUCAAGCCUCUGCAAGGCAAGUGGGGGGGGGGGUGGCCCUUGGAGAGGGUGUCUCCAGCAGUCCCCAUGGGGGGGGUGGGGGGGGGCAGCCAGCAGUGGGCAUUGGCCUGUAAGUGCACUCUCUAAUUCUGGGAACUCACGGCUUCCUGGGAGGCCUGUUGUUACAUGGACAUCCUUUGCUGGGGGAUGGGAGUCUUGUAUUUACUUCAUACCUGACCACCGAGGCUUCCCUCGGUCCCAGCCUACCCUCAGACAGGUCACAGGAUCCAUGAAGUUCGCUCUCAAUUGAGACUCUUGGCCCUGACUCAGUGGACUGUAGCCUCAGCCCUUCCCCAGCCUGUCCACAGGCCAGGCUCCUGGCCUGUGGUCCUUUGGGGAGGGGCGGGCAGAAGAUGGGAUGCAGCAUCCAGGUCUGGGCAGGGACAAGGAGGUAUGUGAAGGCCCUGCCACUUUGCUCCAUUCCGCACCUGCUCUGGCACCAGGCCUGGCUAUGUGGGCAGGUUGUUGGGGAGCUCCCUCCCCAUGGUCAGCCCCCAGCCUCCCAGCCCCGUCCACCCUCUCCUGUGCUCCCUACUAACACUGUAUGCUGCUGGCCCCUCAUGGAACAGGAUGGAACCAGUCAAAGCUCGGUCAGGCUCCAGGUAGGUCAUCAUUUGGGGCAGCUAGACCCAGAGAAUGCCAGCCCUGACCCAGAGCUGGUGGGGACAGACUCCUGUUAGUCUAGUGUCUGGGCAAAACUCAGGGCAGAACAGGCACCCUCAACAGGAAGGAAGAGGCCAGUCGGGUGAGGGGGAGGAGUAGCAGAGAGAAGCCCCACUGGGCAGUCCUUGCAGGGGGUCCAUGCUGCUGGGGCCUCCUUCCUCCAGGACCCUACACCAGUUUCCACAAUCACAGCCCCAGCCAGGCCCUGCCAUCAGCCAGCUGCAGCUCUGGCAGCAUCCCCUCCCCGUCUCCCAGCCCUGGUAAGCAUGGCAACAGGAACUGUCUCUAGUUCAUAUGCCAGAAGGCUGAGUGAGGGCACAGAGGGAAGGAAGUGAUUUGAGGAAGUGAAGUACAUUAGCCGAGACUGGAAGUCAGGUGUCUAUAAUUUAAUCCACAGCUGGGGAAUUGGGGGGUCAGAAAUGAGGAACAUGAUACCAAGCCCCAUGGGCUCCAGUGUGGGGAGGGGACAGGAGGAAGAAUCCCGGACAGACAGCAAGGACACAUAACAGAUGUGCUGCGAUGCAAACAGUACUUGGGGAGCCCCAGUAGCUGGAGGCCUGAGGAUGGGAUGGGGCCAGACCUAAGAAGGCUUCCAGGAGCAGCCGGCUCUGGGGUUGGCAGGACAAGCAAGCAGCUGUGCUUUCUAGACCGAGAGAGUUCUACCAGGGAAAGCUGGCGAAGUUGAAUUGCACUGGAUGGACAAUUUGGGGACCAACUGGGGCAAAACUUAAAUAUCAGGUGUGUGACGGGAAUGGGGCACCAGAAAAUAAAAUAGUGACAACUAGAGAUGCUUUUAGAAAAAGGUCUCUGGCAGCAGAGUGAGCAGAGGGCCCGGCAGGCCGGGCGUGGAGAGAAAUGCUUGAAUCACUCCUACACGGAGGCAGCAUUUCUCUACAGGCUGUGCCCUGUCUGGUGGCCACUACCCACGCGAGGCUGUGGAGCACUUGGAAUGGGGCCGGCUUGAACUGAGACGUGCUGGAAGGGUGAAAAGUGCACACCAGAUUUUUGAACAUACAAUAUACCGAUGAUGUUUUAUAGCAGGGCAUUGUACCCCUGAAACCUAUAUAUUUUAUUAACCAAUGUCACCCCAAUAAAUUCAUUUUUUAAAAAAAGCACAUACCAGAAAAAAAAGUACAUACCAGAUAUGGAAGACAAUACCAAAAAAGAAAUCUAAAAGUAUUCUUUAUAUUGAUUACAUGUUGAAAUGCUAAUAUUUUGGAUAUAUGGGGGUAAGUUCAAUAUAUUAUAAAAACAAAUUUUACUUGCCUUUAUUUUUUAUUUAUUUAAAUUCUUUAUUGUUUAAAGUAUUACAUGCGUCUCCUUUUUCCCCCAUUGACCUCUUCCCGGCCGCUCCCACCCCCAGCACAUGCCCUCACCCCCCUACUGUCUGUGUCCAUUGGUUAUGCUCAGAUGCAUACAUACAAGUCCAUUGGUUGAUCUCUCACCCCCUCACCCCCUGCUUCUUUUCUUUAUAAAAUAUAUAUGUCAACUAGGAAAUUAAAAAUUACACAUGUG